AAGCGGCCAGUGCUGUAAAAUUAGCCUCGUAGUCUUCUUCAGACGACUUUCCAUAUGGACUGUUUUUAAAUCGAGGGACUUACGUCUACACAGACGACAGACCCACUUUCUGAUUUUUUUUUUUUUUUUUUUUAAUUUCAAACCUCAAAUCGCACACCGGAUCUUCAAUCUAAUCAAAAUCAACCGAAGUGUUAGUGUGCCGGAGUUUGAAUCUCGCCAGAUCAGACGGUGAAAAUGGCGUCCGCCGCUGCUAUGGAGAAGAUGCAGCUCCGUCGAAGCUACCAAAACUUGUGGCACAGUGACCUCUUGGGUUCCAUUAAAAAAGACACUCCUUAUUGCUGCUUUGCGGUUCUCUGUCCCCCAUGUGUAUCUUACAUACUUCGGAAACGAGCACUUUACAAUGACAUGUCCAGGUAUGUCUGUUGUGCUGGUUAUAUGCCCUGCAGCGGCAGGUGUUAUGAAAGUUCUUGUCCCGAAGUUUGCCUUGGCACUGAGGUUUUCUGUUGCUUUGGAAAUUCAGUGGCCUCUACUCGCUUUCUGUUGCAAGAUGAAUUCAACAUCCAGACAACUCGCUGCGAUAAUUUUAUUAUUGGGUUUAUGUUCUGCCUUCAGCAAGUUGCAUGCAUAUUUUCCAUAGUUGCAUGCAUUGUUGGAAGUGAUGAACUUCGGGAGGCUUCUCAGAUUUUGAAUUUGUUGGCUGAUCUAGUUUAUUGCACGGUUUGUGCAUGCAUGCAGACACAACACAAGAUUGAAUUGGACAAAAGAGAUGGUGUGUUUGGUCCACAACCUAUGGCAGUACCCCCUGUUCAACAGAUGUCUCGCCUUGAUCAGCAAUAUCCUCCCACAGUUGGAUAUCCACCACCGCAUGAUGCAUAUGGACAGCCCUACGGUUACCCACCUCCUCAGGCACAAGGCUACCCCCCUCCGUCACAAGGCUACCCCCCUCCGUCACAAGGCUAUCCUCCUGCUUAUCCACCUCCUGGCUAUUCUAGGUGAUCACGUUUUCUGUGUUGCAUCUGAGUUUUCUGUCCAAGGUGACUAUUCUGCUGUGUUGCAUGUUACCAGUAAAUUUCCAAGUCUUGUGAUAUAUUUAACUGGGUUUCGAGUGGAGCUGCAACUUUUUAUGAGUGUUUACUUGCCAAUAGGCCAUUGUUAUAGUAGUAUAUUUGUGUGUUUUGUGAUAUUACCAUUGUUUAUUAAAAAAUACAUAAUCGGUACAAGUACAA
Molecule: messenger RNA, 1226 nt
Organism: Pistacia vera
Lineage: Eukaryota; Viridiplantae; Streptophyta; Magnoliopsida; Sapindales; Anacardiaceae
Exons: 8
Coding region: 235-996 (253 amino acids)
Source: RefSeq, a predicted model, not a curated record